Rhinichthys klamathensis goyatoka is the source of this 2860-nucleotide messenger RNA. It is a transcript of the gene chst13, whose product is annotated as carbohydrate sulfotransferase 11. The transcript has 3 exons. The record is from RefSeq and is a predicted model, not a curated record. Gene Ontology annotation, molecular function: sulfotransferase activity. Gene Ontology annotation, biological process: carbohydrate biosynthetic process; proteoglycan biosynthetic process. The coding region runs from base 428 to 1450 and encodes 340 amino acids. Lineage: Eukaryota; Metazoa; Chordata; Actinopteri; Cypriniformes; Leuciscidae. Gene Ontology annotation, cellular component: membrane.
ACGUCAUCCCCGAAAGUUUGAUACAAUGCCCUCCAUGUUUAGGGGAAGUUGAAUUCAACUGACAACAGCAACAUGUGACGUACAGAAGACAUGUAGAUGUUCAAUGGAAUGUAUGCACUAGUUGACGGGACCGCGUGGGAAGCGACGGCUCGAUGAAACAGAGUUGGACCUGUAAAGUUUUUUAGGUGAAUGGUUCGUGUAACACCCACCUAUAAAGCGGUCUGUUCUCGGUUAGACAAGCGGGCUGCUUCGGGUGAAACGUGUAUCAGAAUUAGUUUUCACGGAGUUGUAUUUGGACUGGAAAUAUGUUGUUUCUCUCUAAAAUGAGGAACCCGCUGGACCGACGCUUUUAGGAUUGUUCUUCAGCCCUUCGCGGACCUCUGUCGCCGGGCGAGAGUCGGGCAUCGUCCUUUAGAGGAGUAUCAGAAUGAUAAAGCCCAAAGUGGGUCGGAUGUUUCUGGCGACAUGCGUCGGGUCGUUUUUCAUUCUCAUAUUAUACUUCCAGAACAUCUCAAGAUCAGCUUCUGAACAGAUUUCGGGUCGGAACGGUUUGCCAGUUAAAUCAGGAAGAAGUCCUUUGCAGACACUACAAGAAAAUGACCAGCUGGAGAAGUCUGCAGUGCAGGCCACUCUGCAGGGUCGAAGGGAACUCCUGGAGGAAACCUGUCAAACCCACACCCGCAAAAGACGCGUACUCGGCCCAGAGGACCUCCGCCACCUCAUAGUGGACGAUAAACACAAGCUACUGUAUUGCUAUGUCCCCAAAGUGGCAUGCACCAACUGGAAGCGUGUAAUGAUGGUGCUAACAGGCGAUGGGCGCUACCGCGAACCGCUGGCUAUUCCCGCCAACGUAGCUCACGUAGCGGGCAACCUGCGUUCACUCUCGGAGUACUCCACGGCCGAGAUCAACAAGCGUCUGCGCACAUAUCUGAAGUUCGUCUUUGUGCGCGAACCCUUCGAGAGACUCGUCUCGGCCUAUCGUAACAAGUUCACCCGUAGCUACAACACAGCCUUUCAUAAACGUUACGGGACCAAAAUCAUCAGGAGACAUCGUGCCGACCCCCAAGCUGAGGCACUGGAAAACGGCAACGACGUCUCCUUCGAGGAGUUUGUGUAUUAUUUAGUAGACCCUCAGACUCAGAGAGAGGAACCGUUUAAUGAGCACUGGGAAAGGGUUCACUCACUCUGCCACCCUUGCCUGAUCCGUUACGACGUGGUGGGCAAGUACGAGACUCUUGAGCAAGAUUCCCGCUACAUCCUGAAGUUAGCAGAUGCCGAAGGAGAGGUGAAAUUCCCAGCCACCUCCAAGAGCACCAGGACCACGGGCGACAUGGCUGCCAAGUUCUUUGACAACAUCAGUCCGUUUUACCAGAAGAAACUCUUCAAUCUUUACCGAAUGGACUUCUUGCUUUUUAACUACUCUGUGCCGGCGUACUUGAAGUUGAGAUGAGGGUUUGAGCGUGUUUCAACUGAUCCCAAAUCUUGCGCACAUGUCUUGUGGGCACAGACGUUUGAAUUUUGCUCUUGUGUCUGGAUUCAAAUGAACUGCCUGGGGGAACCUGUGGAGGAUGCAUCUUGAAUAUGGCGCUGCCCUCGCUCCCUUGAAGCAGAAUUCAGCACUGUGAACAGAUUUCUGCUGGCAGGGGCGUUGCCUCCCAUCCCUAAAAGUUCACAAAAUACUGUCUGAAAUUCCUUUGGCUUUGGAACCUUUUCACCGAGCUCCAAGUAUGUGCCUUUGUCCUUCUGAAUGUUGAUAAGUGAAGCGGGAUUCUUCAUCAACGGACAAAUGCUAUAAAUGUUUCAUCUCCUUUAAUCUUUACCACCCAAACUGAUAUUUAUAGUAUUGUUUACAUAGCAUAUUUAUUGUGGAUUUUGUGCUUGAACUGGAACCAGCAAGGCCUUGACGUGAAUCUCGAAGAGAUUCCUUGCGGCUGAUCUCAAAGCCUCCUUUCUUACAUUCCCUGGAUAUGAUUUUAGACCAUAACCUCACUCCCCGAUCACAAAGGUAGUUUCCAAGUCUAAAUGUAACAAACCAUCAACAUUUUCAAUCUGAUAGCUGGUCAUAUAUCGGAGAGAGUCAGAGGGUAAGGGAUGAAUUUAGACUUCUCUUGCAGUGGCAAACUGGACAAGGCUGUCUACCUUGGCCGGUUUAGCUAAUCUGGAAUGAAACAGUGUUCUCACAGAGUCACCCCUUUAUUUAGCAUGCAACGGGAAGGGUAAACAGUGCAUAGCUGUGGUUGGGGAAAGGUAGACCCUCAUCAGUGCGCCUCUUGUUGAGCUAUGGAUGCAGGGUGAGGUGCAAACUACCCACUGGGCACUGCAGGUCAAACAUCCUGGCAUGAUCCUGGGAGGAAACACUCGUCUUAUGAAUUCGUAAUAAGGGUUGAAGUGCAAUAAAUGUUUUAGUAAGGUACCAGUAUGUGUUUGAGUCAGCAGAAGAUUAUCUAUCCCUUCAAACUCCUAAAGUGUGAGAAAAUCAACCUUUUGUGUCUGUGCACUACAAUACAGUUUAAAGUCCUGCUAGUUUUCAUGACUUUAUGAAAUGUUAUUGUGGUUCAUUAGCACUUGGUGGAAAUUACGUUUAAUAUUUUUUUUUUCUCUUUCUUCCUUUUUGUCUGCGGAAAAGGCUAAUGACUUAUUUUUUAUGGUUGAAAUGGUUAUGAAAUAUUUAGAGAGAAUGAGUCUGAUUAAUAUCUAGCCGACAGGCAGACAUGUCCUGGUGCACAGUGGGUACCUUGUGUGCCACAUUGCCUAACAAAAUUGCUCUUGGAAAUGCUUUGUGGGAAAAUAUUUUCGAUCUAGCUAGUUAGUCACUAUUUUAUUGUUGAACUGGAAUCAUCCAGAAUUUCCUAAGGACAAA